UUAUUCAGCAGCAGCUGCUGCAGUAGCGACUAUCGAACGGCGGUGAAUUGCGUUUCUCGAUAAUAAUAAUAAAAAAAACAAAACUGGUAUAAUUGCCAAUUGUUGCGCAAUUAAAUAUUAACGAAGAAUUUUCUAGUGUGUUCGUGCGUCUGUUGUUGACACUAUCGGUAUCGUGUGUUUCCAGUGAACGUUCUCCGACGAAAUACCUAACACAUUUUCCAUUGUCGUGCGACGCCGACGCAGCAAAAGCGACAAAACAAAAACAACAUGUCGUUGAACACGGCACACGUCCAAGGCGGAGGCUGUUUGAUUCACGCCGGAGAAUGUAUUAUUUUAUACACUGAUGCGGUAACAAUUGAUUUUCAUGGUCAAGACGGCCGAGCAUUUCAUGGUUCUAAAGUUGGCAAAUUAUAUUUGACUACACACAGAUUGAUAUUCAUCAACAAGUCUGAUAAAGAUGAGUUGUUAUCAUUCAGCAUGCCUUUCGUUACACUCAAAGAUGUGGAAUUAGAACAACCUGUUUUCGGUUCAAAUUACAUUAAGGGUAAAGUACGUGCACAGCCUAACGGAAAUUGGGUUGGUGAAGCGAAAUUCAAGCUGAUUUUCAAAAAAGGCGGCGCUAUAGAUUUUGGGCAAGCGAUGCUUCGAGCAGCGUCAAUGGCAAGCAGCAAUGUGCCUCCGAUGGAUAAUCCUCCCCCGUACGCCCCUCCUCAAGGUCCAUACUAUCAAGCCGAUGUUCCAUACGGAGUACCUCCACCAGGUUAUUACGGAUGGAUGCCUUCUACUGCGGCUUUCCCAGAUGCCCCACCACCACAAUCCGUGUACAGAACCGAUAUGCCACCGCCCUAUCCAGGUAUAAUUGGUUUCUCUAACAAUCCAGGAUAUGCAAGUGCUCCACCGGCCCAAACAGCCCCACCGCCACAACAGUUCAACGGACAAGAUGCUAAAGCAGCAGAAGCAGCCCAAAGCGCAUAUUUCGAUCCUAACAGACCUCAGAUGGCUUAUGUACCUCCACCAUCUUACUAUGAACUUCCUCCGCCGUACAAAGAAGCCGAAAACAAGAAAAAUGAUUAAUCUUUCAAACAAACUCUAAUAUGGCUAAAACGCAUUCCAAAGGUUUUACUGUGAAAUUUUAUUGUUUUUCUUAUUAAUAUGUUAUUAUUGAAGUAUUUCGAGUGUACUUUUUAAAUAUUGUGAUUUCCUUGCAUAAUUUCAACAAUGUGAACUUAUAUUAGUCAAUAUGGGAAUAAUUACCAACACAUUUAUCUAUAUAUAUAUAUAAUAUACAUGUAUGUAUUUGAUAAUAAAUUAUAUUUUAAAUAUAAAUAUAUAUUAAUUUUAUUUGUACUAAUAUUAAUAUUAUAUGAAUAUUUAUAUAUUAUUUUAUUAUAUUACAUUUAUAUUUAUAUAUAUAUAUAUGAUUUAUUAAAACUAUUACAACAAGAAAUCGCUCAUAACAUCGUUUCGUGCAAGGUUGGUUACAAAUGGAGAGACAGUACAAUAAGAUUGAAAAAAAAGUAUUCUUUGACUGCUUUUAAGUAUUCCUGUAUUAAACAUAUGUUUUUUUUUUAGUCAUUUAAUGGUUUAGAUAUUAAUAACAUAACAUUGUAGCCGGUAACGUCACCAUUUUCUCAUUCGUUCAUAGUUAUCUUUCACGUUUAUUUCGUCGACUUGUUUCUUUAUUGUGAUAACAAUAAACACCGAUGAAAUAUUAUUGUUAUUUAUUAGUAUAUUUUUUUACUUUUUAGAAUUUAAACAGCUUAUGAUUUAUUACGAUAAUUUUAAAAUGUUGUCAUGGCGUGUAUGUAUAUAAUAUAUUUAUAGUAUUUUUAUAUUAUUAUUAUUAAUUAUAUGGGUUAUACAUUUUUUUUUUUUUACAAUUUAAAAAAAUGUUUUGUUUAUGAGCGAUUUCUAUUAUUAUAUAAUUAUUAUACAAAUACUUGAUUUAAAUAAUAUACUAUUUUUAUACGCUUAUUUAGUUACAAAAUUCAUCAUCUACUUAUAGGAAAUAUUAUGUAAAAACUAAUAUAUUAUAUUCUUCACAAUAAAGUGUUAUUAUAA
This is a messenger RNA of Adelges cooleyi (spruce gall adelgid), 2061 nucleotides long. RefSeq names its product WW domain-binding protein 2 (gene Wbp2). Gene Ontology annotation, biological process: positive regulation of DNA-templated transcription. Gene Ontology annotation, molecular function: transcription coactivator activity; chromatin DNA binding. Gene Ontology annotation, cellular component: nucleus. Lineage: Eukaryota; Metazoa; Arthropoda; Insecta; Hemiptera; Adelgidae. The coding region runs from base 268 to 1074 and encodes 268 amino acids. The transcript has 7 exons. The record is from RefSeq and is a predicted model, not a curated record.